AUGUUGGAAUCAAAGGAUGCCGUCCUCGUGGCUACAAGCCUUGUGCUUGCCGUUUCAACAGUCGUCUCAGUAUCAAUCGAGUUGGAAAGGCAAUUGGCGACCGUUGGACGGUUGACUGCGAGCAAAUGGUGUUUGCUACUGAGUGCGUUCUUCGGCCUGCUCAUGACAUCGCUUGUCUGUGCAGCCGCGGCCAAAGGACUGGGAGCAUCCAUUACUGCGAUCGAAUUCCUCCGCAGAGAGACGCUACAGAAGCUCAUCAUUGCGACCUUUCCCCCUUAUUUCUUGUGUAACAUGUUCGUCAAGCAUGCAUGGUUGACGUUCUACUACGGCCUUGCACAGACCCGAGCCCAAAGAUACUUCAUCCACCUCAUGCAGUUCUCUGCAGUAGCUUUUGGCCUUAGUUCUGUUUUGGUUGUAUUGCUGCAAUGCGUACCAUUGAACUAUGCGUGGCGCCGAUACCACGAACCGACCAAUGGACACGAGAACGGGAAGUGUGUCGACUUAUUGGACUACUUCUAUUUCAAUGCCAGUUUCAUGAUUGCCAACGAUGUGGUCAUGUACCUGAUACCGAUGGUAUUUUUGUGGAAGGUUCAAACACUCCGUGAACACCGUUUCAGCCUAUAUGCGUUGUUUGGAAUCUGUUUCGUCGUCAUCUUGGCCAGUGUCUUCCGACUCGUUGCCGUCUAUAAGAUGGAUACCUCGCCCAAUCUCUCAGAAAACUACGCCCUGGUCUUCAUCUGGGCCAGCGUAGAGAACCACAUCGGCAUCUGCGCCGCCUGUGCGGGUGCACUUAAGGCGAGGCUGUGUUUGACCUACCGAAAGGUCAGGACCCUCUCUGUCGACCUGCGCAACAAGUCGUGGCGUGCAUCAAAGGCAGCACCCGGGUCCGGGUCGCCUUCGGCGGGCACACGAACAUCCACUCUUUCCCGAAGCCAGAUCACAGAAGACCGAACUCUCUACGAGCGGACUGGCAGUCUACCGUCGUUGCAUGUGGACGUGCCAUUGGUGUUCGACAAGGAGCCCAUCGGCAUGGUUACGGAACUGGUCCAGUUCCAACAGCCCAAGUCGAUCCACAUUCCGGCCUCACAUUCGCGAGCGACAUCGGAAGACAGUCAGAGUUCUACACUUGAGUGA
Molecule: messenger RNA, 1134 nt
Organism: Fonsecaea multimorphosa CBS 102226
Lineage: Eukaryota; Fungi; Ascomycota; Eurotiomycetes; Chaetothyriales; Herpotrichiellaceae
Exons: 7
Coding region: 1-1134 (377 amino acids)
Source: RefSeq, a predicted model, not a curated record